AUGGAAAGCAACCAAUUUAUAACAGAUAUACCUAUAGCUAAACCAAAAAAACAGAAAUUUCAGACACAUUUAUYAAAACUGGAACAAGAGUAUAAUGGUAUAUCAACCGUGCCCAAUGAUACCUGUAUACGCAUAAAAAAAUCAGAUAGUGGAAAUUUUUGCAUCAAAAUACCCCUCAAAAAAACAAGAAGUGAUUAUUUGGUUGUUCAAAAAUACAAAACUUCGGACAUGGAAAAAGUAGAGACAAAAGAGAGAUGGAAAACCACAACGUUUAACGCAAAAACUGCUCUGAAUGAAAAAAAUAAAGCAGACAAUACAAUAAUGGCAGCAUUUAAUAAUUUGCAGAAUUUAUUAAUGAAUAAGUUUAUGAGUAACAGCGAAAAACAAAUUGAAUNAUUUAUUAUUAUAAUAAUACAUUUAUAUUUUAUA
Diuraphis noxia (Russian wheat aphid) is the source of this 429-nucleotide messenger RNA. RefSeq lists its product as uncharacterized. The record is from RefSeq and is a predicted model, not a curated record. NCBI's taxonomy places the organism in Eukaryota, Metazoa, Arthropoda, Insecta, Hemiptera, Aphididae.